AUCGACGGGUAGCAGAACACUUCCAGACCCAAUGGCGAUCUCAAAAAAUCGACCAAGCAAUACUAUUGUCCACCAUGCCGAUCAAUCUGCACGAGAAGGUACUCCUAGCCAUGUCUGCCUUCUGGAAUGCGGAAAAUGGGACUUUUCUCUUACCGUCGGGCCCCUUUGGUCCGACUCUCAUGGAUGUGGCGAUGAUCGCGCAUCUCCCAGUCGUGGGUGAAGACCCUGUGAUAGGAGCCCUAGAUGGGCAGGAGCCACCAGAAGACCAUCCAGGGUGGUCUUUACAAGGCGUGAAGGAAUGGGGCUGGACAAAGUUCGCAACCGACCAGCAAGGGGCUCCAGGGACCCCCGUGACCGACCGGGAGCAUACUGCCUUUAUUCUUUUUUGGCUUUGUAGGUACGUCAUUGUUUCCCCUUCUAAAUGCGUUCUUUCUUCUCAUCUCGACCUGGCCAUUCAUAUCGCGUCAGGUCGGUUCUUUUCCCUUGGCACCCUGUUUUUAGCCAAUCUGUUCGAAGGACUCACCAGGGUUAGCCUUCGUUUAACAGAUAAUGAUAAUAGAAAAUUAGACACUGCCGCAUCGGGUCCUUUUUGGUUUUUAGAACUUUGGUCCCGUCUGUACUUCCCCAACGCGUUCAACUUAGGAUCUCCGCCCACUAUGCCAAUAUCCGAAAAACAUUUGGGAUUAGCCCUCAACCGACUCUGCUCAGGACGCAGUAAACUCCAAUCCUCCGAUCCAAUAAUAACCACAAUUUUAACAGAUACCCGCAGUAAUUCUCGAUUUUCUAUGUAUAAAAAAUAUGCGGGUUAUGCUCCCGACCACUUUUGGCCCUUUCCGGCACCAAAUCCUCUUCCGACUCCUGAGCCUUGUCCUCAUCCCACCUAUCCUUUUGCCUGGGACGUUGCCCUCAAACCCAGGUCUCUUUUUAGCAGCAAAAAACUUGAUAAAAAAGGGCAAAAAACUUUUUGCACCUUUAAUUAUGAACCUCAAUUCAUGGCGCGCCAGUUCGGCUGCUGCCAAGGUAUCCCUGGACCCGUCGCUUGUCCUCAUAUAAUUUUUCAAAGUCCUGACCGACGAGUCCUACCUAAUUCGAUCCCUUCUUAUAUCUCCCAGCUCACCACGUAUAUAGUUUCCAAUUCUUAUAUUCCUUUCCGCUCCAACCCUUAGACUGUAGAUAUAUUCAAUGAAUGGUGGUCGGUUGUAUGGCCCCUGAUUUCUCCUGAUGAGGAUCGGUUGCUGAACGUACUCCUUCCCCCCCAAGGAUUGGUUCUAGGAGCGGCUAGACAUACUAGCACUCAGCAACAAACAGCCGCCCCGGGAAUCGGAUCUAGCGUUCCAAUGCGGAAAAGGAAAGCUUCCCAGCUGCAAACACCCCCGACCUCUGGGGCCGACCAGCAAACUCCGGCGGACCUUGGAACUACUAGGACGUCAGCAAGGACCCGACCCCGAAUAGAACCGACCUUGGUAACACCAACCACACAAACGACGCCAGCCCCAGCCGACCAAUCAAUCAUACCUUUGGUCCAGACUCAGGCACUUCCUCGCCAAACCCCUACUCCACUUCUCACUUUGCCAAUGAGCAGCCGGGCGGAGGACCCGACAAGGAGGCAAACUCUUCCUCCUGCACCGAGGAGCAGUCGGGCCAGGCCCCCGACCAGGAGGCAAUCUUUACCAGCACUGCCUAUUGAACCAGUAAGUCCUCUUCGUCAGCAAUACUCAGGAUUCUGAUGAUCAACCCUGGUGUAGUUAACAACAACAUUUCCCUAAUUUUUCACAGACACCUUCACUAAUCGCAUCAGCAGCAGGGGUCUCUUCAGACAGCGAGGGGACUACUUCCCAGAUGGGUCGACCGCCAUACAUGGCAUCAGACUCAUCCAUUUCGAAGGAAGAACCAGCUGCCCUUGCCGAAGCUGACCCUCAAGACGACAUCCCUGCUGCUGCUGAUCCCGAAAUAGUCCAAUCGGAUGCAGCUGCGCUGGAAACCGAAAGUGCCUCGGCUGCGGCUAUCCCAGUUGCUCCUGAGAUACCGGCUGCAGUGGCUCUAGAUGCAGCUGCCCAACCUGCAGCCGCCCAGCCAGCAGCGGCGCUACCUCCAGCAAUCGAGUGGCAGGCAGAAGAACCACCUGUGGCAGCCCA
Molecule: messenger RNA, 2135 nt
Organism: Andrographis paniculata
Lineage: Eukaryota; Viridiplantae; Streptophyta; Magnoliopsida; Lamiales; Acanthaceae
Exons: 2
Coding region: 75-1166 (363 amino acids)
Source: RefSeq, a predicted model, not a curated record